Medioppia subpectinata is the source of this 512-nucleotide messenger RNA. The record is from the annotation of a GenBank genome assembly. Lineage: Eukaryota; Metazoa; Arthropoda; Arachnida; Sarcoptiformes; Oppiidae.
AGCCCGACUUUAAGAAAUCAAUGCAAAAGCUUAAGAACGAGACCAAAAUCAGUGCCAUAUUUAUGGGCACCCGAAGCGGCGAUUUGCCCAAACAUGUAGUACUCAAUGAAUGCCAAAUGACAGACCAGGACUGGCCUCAGUUCAUGCGUAUCUCACCAUUGCUGAAGUGGUCGUACAGUCAGAUCUGGUCUUUUAUUCGUGAUAAUCAUGUGCUUUACUGUUCACUCUAUGAUAGGGGGUAUACAUCUGUGGGGUCGACGCGAAACACCACUCCUAACCCUUUACUCAAAUUUAUCGCACGAAAUGGAGAGACAUAUUAUAUGCCGGCCUUUAUGUUGACUAAUGAGGAUAAGGAGAGGAAUGGCCGCACCUAAUGAUUGUUAUUAAUAUACAUAUUUAUUUUUAAUACACAAUUUAUAUUCUGGUUAAUUAAUAUAUUGGAUGUUUAUUUUUAUAUUUAUUAUAUUUUGUAUUUUAAAGUUUAAUAAACAGUUGGAGUAAUGGUUUUUAAA